AUGUCCAUCACUUUCAUCAGUUCCAGGCUGGGUAACAAGUGCACCCUGGUUCAGAUGAAUGGGAAUGGAGUCCACGGGAAACAAACUGUCAAUGGCAAAAGCAUGAAUGGGCUCGGAGUCAACGGGAAGGCAGUAGUACAUGGGAACAGCAUCCACCACGUCAGUGUGAAUGGCAGUUUGUAUCUGGCCAAAACCAAGAGCCGCAGGCAGAGAUGGGAGGUGAAGCCCUCGGAGAUGGCCAACAAGACGCUCAAUCCCAUCAGAGCCAUUGUGGAUGGAAUGAAGCUCACUCCGAACCCGGAUAAACCCAUGAUUGCACUUUCCAUAGGGGACCCCACUGUGUUUGGAAACAUGCCUACAGACUUUGCUGUGCUGCAGGCCAUGAAAGACGCCAUAGACUGCCAGAAAUACAACGGCUAUGCUCCUUCCGUUGGUUAUCUGAAGAGCCGACAGGCAGUGGCCAACUUUUACACCUGCCCUGAGGCUCCCCUAGAGGCAGAGGAUGUCAUUUUGACCAGUGGCUGCAGUCAGGCCAUUGACCUGGCUAUCAGUGUCCUAUGUAACCCAGGGGACAACAUCCUGGUCCCAUGCCCAGGCUUCUCUUUAUAUAAGACUCUGGCUGUCUCCAUGGGCAUCGAGGUCAAACUCUACAACCUGCUGCCAGAGAAGUCAUGGGAGGUUGACCUGAAACACUUGGAGAGCCUGAUUGACGAGAGGACAUCCUGUCUGAUUGUUACCAAUCCAUCCAACCCGUGUGGCUCUGUGUUCAGCGAGGAACACCUACAGAAAAUCCUCAAAGUGGCCUCCAGACACUGCGUUCCCAUUCUGGCUGAUGAAAUCUACAGCAAUAUGGUUUUCCCAGGUUGCAGUUGUCCUUCCAUGGCAUCUCUCAGCAGUGAUGUUCCCAUCCUUUCUUGCGGCGGCUUGGCUAAGCGCUGGCUGGUCCCGGGUUGGAGAAUGGGAUGGAUCCUCAUCCAUGACAGGAAUGAUAUAUUUGGAUCCAAGAUUCGACAGGGUCUGGUGAAACUGAGUCAACGUAUUCUGGGAGCCUGCAGUAUCAUCCAGGGUGCCCUGGAAAGCAUCCUCAACAACACACCUCAAAGCUUCUACAGCGACACCAUUAACUUCCUGAAGACCAACUCUGAGAUUUGUUUCAAUGAGCUGUGCACCGUCCCUGGCCUGAACCCUAUCAUGCCUUCAGGAGCCAUGUACCUCAUGGUGGGGAUUGACAUGGAUCGCUUUCCAGAUUUUAAGAGCGAUGUGGAUUUUACUGAACGGCUGGUGACCGAGCAGUCGGUCUUCUGUCUGCCUGCCUCAGCGUUUGAGUAUCCUAACUUCUUUCGCAUUGUGGUGACCGUGCCAGAGGAGAUGAUGGUGGAGGCUUGUGGUCGGAUCAAGGAGUUUUGCCAGCACCACUAUUGUUCCGGCAGCCACGACAGCAAUUAUCUGGACCAGUGA
Perca flavescens (yellow perch) is the source of this 1458-nucleotide messenger RNA. It is a transcript of the gene tat, whose product is annotated as tyrosine aminotransferase. The transcript has 11 exons. NCBI's taxonomy places the organism in Eukaryota, Metazoa, Chordata, Actinopteri, Perciformes, Percidae. The record is from RefSeq and is a predicted model, not a curated record. Gene Ontology annotation, biological process: biosynthetic process; L-phenylalanine catabolic process; L-tyrosine catabolic process. Bases 1 to 1458 code for a protein of 485 amino acids. Gene Ontology annotation, molecular function: L-tyrosine:2-oxoglutarate transaminase activity; pyridoxal phosphate binding.